Acinonyx jubatus (cheetah) is the source of this 11385-nucleotide messenger RNA. It is a transcript of the gene HSF2BP, whose product is annotated as heat shock transcription factor 2 binding protein. Gene Ontology annotation, cellular component: cytosol. The transcript has 9 exons. The coding region runs from base 393 to 1268 and encodes 291 amino acids. The record is from RefSeq and is a predicted model, not a curated record. Lineage: Eukaryota; Metazoa; Chordata; Mammalia; Carnivora; Felidae.
CAAAGGCGCCGGCCACAGCUCGCAGCGCGUUCUGGGUGCUAGCGCGGCAGACCCAGGCAGUGGGCGGAGCAGCCCAGUUCGAGUUCGGUCUCGGCUUCACUCUCCUGCGCCUCCGCUGUCUCUUGUCGCCACAUCUCUGGGCGUUUGGCGGCGAGUUAACGAGUUUAAAGCCCCGGCUAAGCCAGGAGAGCCGACGCGGUAUCUCACCAUGCCCAACCCUCGUCAGUAAAACCGAAAAUGCAGUGCGAACUCUGCGAGGUUUGAGCCUCGUGGCUCGCCGUCCUGCCACCCCCCCCCCCCCCCCGACGUGGAUACAUUCCCGCUCUUUCUGGCGUGAGGGGGUCAAAGGGCGCGCCGCCGCGCAGGCGCACGGAGCCGAGGCUGCCGCGGCCAUGGGCGAAGCAGGCGGCGCUGAGGAGGCCUCACGGCAGGUGGGAUCUAAAGAAGAAUUUGUGAAAGUCAGAAAGAAGGACCUGGAACGCCUGACGACUGAAGUAAUGCAAAUCCGGGACUUCUUGCCCAGAAUACUAAAUGGGGAAGUGCUGGAAAGCUUCCAGAAGUUAAAGAUUGUGGAGAAAAACCUGGAAAGGAAAGAGCAAGCAUUAGAGCAACUGAGAAUGGACUGUGAGCACUUUAAAGCCCGCCUGGAGACUGUGCAGGCCGACAGCAUGAGAGAGAAGAAGGAGAAACUCGCUCUCCGACAGCAGCUGAAUGAAGCAAAGCAGCAACUCCUGCAACAGGCAGAGUACUGUACAGAGAUGGGGGCGGCAGCCUGCACGCUUUUGUGGGGUGUCUCCAGCAGCGAGGACGUCGUCAAGGCCAUCCUGGGAGGAGAUAAAGCUUUGAAGUUUUUCAACAUCACUGGUCAGACAAUGGAGAGUUUUGUGAAGUCACUGGACGGGGAUGUCAAGGAACUCGAUUCUGAUGAAAAUCAGUUUGUGUUUGCUUUGGCUGGGAUCGUAACAAAUGUUGCUGCCAUAGCAUGUGGUCGAGAAUUCUUGGUUAAUUCAAGUCGGGUGCUGUUGGACACCUUUCUGCAGCUUCUGGGAGACUUGAAGCCAGGACAGUGCACGAAACUCAAAGUGUUACUGCUGAUGUCCCUGUACAACGUGAGCAUCAACCUGAAAGGCCUGAAGUACAUCAGCGAGAGCCCGGGCUUCAUCCCGCUGCUUUGGUGGCUUCUGAGUGGUCAAUCUCCCCUGGAGCUUCAGUUCCACUUGCUGGUGAAUGCUGAUUUUUUUGUAACAGCAGUUUGGAGGUAUAAUUGACAUGCAAUAAACACACGUUUAAGGCAAUCAAUGGAUAAGUUUUGAUGUAAAUAUGCACCUGUCACCACAAUAAAGAUAGUGAAGGUGGCCAUCACCCCCAAAAGGUACCUUGUACCACUUGGUGGUCCCUCCCUCCCAUCCCUCUGCUCCUGUCUUCCCACUCAUUCACCACCUUUUUGCACUAUAAAUUAGUUUUCAUUUUCCACGAGUUUAUAUUCCUGGAUUCCUGCAUCUUGUAUUCUGUUUUGCCUGGCUUCUCUCAUUCAACAUGAUUAUUUUGAGAUCCGUCCGUGUUGUUAUUAUGGACUGAUAAUUGGCUGCUUUUUAUCGCUAAAUAGUGCCCUGUGAUGUGGGUGCACUGCAGUUGCUUUAUUUAUUCAGGUGUUGAUAGACAUUGGGGUUGUCUCUAGGUUUCGGCUAUUAUAAAUAAAACUGUUGUGAACAUUCUAGUAUGUCUUUGCAUGGAUAUAUGUUUUCAUUUCUUUUGGGUAAAUACCUAGGAGUGGAACGUCUAGGUGUAUGGUAAGUGUAUGCUACCGUUUUGCACACCCCCCAGCAGUAUGUCAACUGCUGCAUAACCUUGUCAGUGCUCGCUGGUCUCUCUGUUUAACUUUAGACUUUAGAUCGUGACACCUUACUGUGGUCUUAAUUUGCACUUUUGUUAUGACUAACGAUGUUGAACACCUUUUCAUGUACUAAUUUCCCAUCCAUGUAUCUUCUCUGAUAAGGUAUCGUUUCAUAUCUUUUGCCCAUUAAAAAAAAAUUGGGUUGUUUUGAUUGAGUAUCGAGAGUUCAUUGUAUAUUCUAGAUGCAAAUCCUUUGUCAGUACGUGGUUUGCAAAUAUUUUCUCCCAGUCUGUGGCUUGUCUUUUCAUUUUCUUUAAAGCAUUUUCAAAGAAUGGAAGUUCUUAAUUUUGAUGAGGUUUAACUUGUUCUUUUUCUUUUAUGAAUUGUGCUUUUGGUGUAUUAAUGUUUUAUUUAUUUUUGAGAGAGCAUAAGCAGGGGAAGGGUAGAGAGACGGGGACAGAGGAUCUGAAGUAGGCUCUGCGUUGACAGCAGCAAACCCAAUGUGGGGGGCUUGGACUCAUGAACUGCGAGAUCAUGAUCUGAGCUGAAGUUGGAUGCUCGACUGACUGAGCCACCCAGGUGCGCCUAAAUUUGUUUCCUUUUAAUAGUUCUAAAGUUUUGAGUUUUAUAGAUUUAGGUCUGUGAUCCAUUUUGGAAUAAUACUUGCGUGUGGCAGGAAGUGAGAAUCCCAGUUCUUGUUUUCUGUACGGCUGCUUGGUUGGUAUAAUGCCAUUUGUUGUGAAGGCCACUUUCUCCACCAGAUUGCCUCUGAACCUUUGUUGAAAAUCACAUGACAGUGUAUGUGAGAGCGUGGUUUUGGACUUACUAUUCUGUUCCGUGGAUCCAUUUUUGUCUUUAUGCCAGUAUCAUACUCUAUAAUAAAUCUUACAUCAGGUAAUGUAAAUCCUCCAACACUGUUCUGAUUUUUCAAAGUUUUUUUUUCGUUAUUUCUAAGUUCUUUGUGUUUCCAGAUAAUUUGAGAAAUCAGCAUGUCACUUUCUACCAAAAACAAAUCCUAUUGGGAUUUUUAUCGGGGUUGUGCUGAAUUGACAUUUCAUUUGGGGAGAAUUGGCAUUUUAGCAAUAUUGAGCCUUCCAGUCCAUGAACAUAGUAUAUAUGUCCAUUUAUUUAGUUUUGUUGGAAACAGGGAACUCUCAUGUUUCUUUAUAUCUUAAGAAUAGAGGAACUGACCUCCUUUGUUCCUAGCUGUUUUUGCAAGGAUGCUUGCAUAGUGAGCACCCUUAGUAGGUAGAGAUGCUGUCUAUCUCCAGAGCAAAGGGUGGGCUUGUUUACAAGCAUGCAGUAAGGGUAAUGCUUCCCUCUAGGGCAAAGGUCAGGUAGGCUUACUGCCCAUUAUGAAAGAUCUGGGGUUCCUCCUGUGUAAGGCAACCCAUGGCCUGUUCAUGGCGCUGUAGAAUUGGGUCUCGCUGAACUGGCCCAAGUGUGGAUGUGGCGGUUGCUGGUGAGUAGUGCAGUCCUUUAUCUUGGACUCAGGAGUUUCGAGUCUCUCCUUCCAGCACCCGUGAAACUACAACCUGCUGAGCCGUUAGCUGGCAAGUAGGAUAAAACACCAGACUUCCAUAGUCUCAAGGGCUGUGUUUUGUACAGCGUGAUAACUCCCAGCCCCCAGGGUUGGAUGCUCGACCAGAUAGCUUUUACUCUCUUGAGAGUGUGAAAUAAGGGCUGUGGACUCCAGCAUGUGUCCUGGACCUGACCUAUCAGGUGCCCAUCCAGGCCAGUUGUCAUGGGCACAUCAUGCCCACGAUGCCAGUGGGAGGGGGAGGAGGUGGUGACAAGGAGACAAUAACUAGAUACUUUUUGAGUGGCAGUCACUGUUGUAAAUGCUUUACAUAUAUUCACAGAGUUCAUUCUCUAAAUGCCAUUAUAAGGCAAAUACUGUAACUUCUCUUUUAUAGAUGAGGCAACUAAAGGCACAUAAAGGCGAAGUGACUUGCUCAAGGUUGUAUAGCCGCUGAGUGGAAAGCCUGACAGGUGGGCUCCAGACCCCAUCUCUUGGCCUCCAUGUUGGACUGCUGCUUUGCAGAAGCACCUCAGACAUGGCAGCCUAGUUCUGGGUGCCUCCCUGCCUUUACCUGCCUGUAAGCUGGCUGGGCUUGGCCUUAGACAUGGGGGGUCCUGCAACCAUAUGCUCCUCUCUUUUUAAGCUAGCACCUUCUGUCCGCUGUUUACUUUCUUAUCAAAGGAGGGCCUUAAACGUUCUACAGGGUCCUGUUUAGCUAUGGUACUCCAGAAAUUGUUUGCAGCUGAGAGAGAAUUGUUGGGUCUGAUUUCAAUUUAUACAGCUCUCUAGGCAUGAGCAGUCUGAGUGGCCCUGACGCUCACUGGACACGGUGCUCUUUGACCCGAAUGGACUGUUCUGCUUAAACUUUGGAUUGUGUCCAGUAGGGGACCGUGGUGAAGUUGCCUUAAUGCCACUUUUCCCCACUGUGGCAUCAGUCUUUUCUUGUCUGUGAAGACAACUGUUCUUUUGACACAGUGGACACAACCCAAACCCUAACAAAUCUUUUACAAGGUCAUUUUGCCUGGUAUCUUAGAGCUGUUAUCACAGUCAAACAAAGGCAAGGUCUAGUAAACCCAGGACGUUUGACCCUCGAAUUAUUUGUGGAAUUACUUCAGCUUAAAAAUUGAAAUUUGUUGGGGUGCCUGGGUGGCUCAGUCGGUUGAGUGUCCAACUUCGGCUCAGGUCAUGAUCUCACGGUUUGUGGGUUCAAGUCCCACAUUGGACUCUGUGCUGACAGCUCGGAGCCUGGAGCCUGCUUCGGAUUCUGUGUCCCCCCCUCUCUCUGCCCUGCCCCUGCUGGUGGUGCUCUGUCUCUCUCAAAAAUAAACAAACAUUAAAAACAUUUUUUAAAAACCUUGAAAUUUGUUAUAGAAUCUGGUGCAUAUGAUAGGAAGGUGAAUAUAUUUUCUAUUCUAUAUUUUAUUAUAGAAUAGGAAAAUAGGAACAAAAAUAGUUCCCUGAAAAGUAAUCCAUGCUUCCUGGUGCUCAGUGGAUUUAGUGUGACUGUCAGAGCUCUAGGCUCUUGUAACUGCUUAGAGCUGGGACAGAACCUGAAAACCGGCGUGUUCUAUCCCUUUGUUUUUAGGUAGAUCUGCUCUGUGAAAAUAUACCAGACAAAUAAGAGUCUGUUGUAGUUUUUAGAAGAUCUAGGAAAAUAGAUUUCAUUUCUUCUCUUAAUAAUAGGGUCCUGCUUUUAUCAGCUCUCCUGUUGGGAGAUUUGAUGUAUUUUGAAGAAUGUCGACUUGGGAUGCAUUUGAUUAGAAUUGCGGCUUUUGUACUUGGGAAUUCACCUCACCUUUUAGAAUCCCGCUCUUCUGUUCUGCAAAAUGGAGAUUCCUACCUCAAGAGUCUUAAUGUGUAUUAAAAUGCAGCAGCGCCAGGGCCAACACCUAGCAGAGUCGGUGUGAAAUACGUUGUGCCGCAGGUAAGUCUUUUGUGCUGCAGCGAAAGCUCACUUCCUUUUAUUUCCUUUGACCUAAAGGUAGCAGGUCGCUAGCACGUGUCUGGACUUCCCAACCCAGAGUAUAGAACCGGUUGCUGUGAAUCACCCCUCACCAAACAACCUCGUUUCCUUUAACAUCUGUCGGAUUGCAUUUUCCUUCCCUCUGUGCGCCUCUGUGACUGGCUUUUCCCCAUGCCGUCUCUACAUUCUCAACAUUCCUCUUAAGCUGCAGAGCUGGCAUGGAGAGCUAGUAAACGGCUGGUGAGGACAGGAUGUAUCGGGAUGAUGACCACAGGUUAUGUCACCGUGAGCGCAGACUAGUAUCUUGAUCACUCUUGUAACUCUUCUGCGCUGUGUUUCCUGGCUGUGUGUACGAUGUUGAAUAGGAAGGCACUUGCCUCUGUCUUACAUUUAUUUAGUGUGUGUAAGCAGUGCGAGACACUGAUAAUCCCACCAGGUUUGUAUGUUUAGCCCAGACCUCUGUCCUGAACUCCGUACUCAUAUGUCCACCUGCCUCCUUGGUGUCCCCACGUGGAUAUCUGAGUAAACAUUCAGACCUCUCUGUGCGGACCUUGUCUAGCAGGCAUCCAGACGUCUCCCCGCGGACGUCUAAUGGAUACCGAAACUCCUUGUGUUCAGGCUAAAUUCCUAAUCUUUCCCGACACUGACCUCUUGCCAUGGCCUUCCCAGUCUCUGUUAAUGACAGCUCUAUUUUGAUUUCUCAGGCCUUUAAAAACCUUAUAGUGAAUCUUGUCUCCUUUUCCUUUCACACUCACAUCCAACCUGUAAGGAGAUCUUGAUGGCUCCGCUUUCAAAAUAUGUCCAGAAUCUGACCGCUGUCUACCAACCCCACCUGGCUUUGAGCCUCCAUCAUCUUUCAUUUAAAGAAUUCCCAGCAGCCUCCUACAGAUCUCCCUUCUGUCCUUCCUUGCAGGGCAUGAGUGGGGAGCCAGUGGUAUGAUGGGAUAGAUCCCAGACCAACUCUCCUUAUUGAAAACAGUCAAAAUGUUGAGUGAGACGUAAAAAAAAAAAGUUUUUUAAAUGCUCCUCUGAGCUAGGAAAAAAGUAAUUGUAUCUAAAGCACAAAAAACCAAGCGAAAGUGGGACACCAAAGAAGUUAUAGACCUGAGCUAACUCCUGCCUUGAGGGCAUUUGUCAAAAUGACCUUUAGUUUCCAUGGCCUCCCAGGGUGUGGGGACAAGAAACAAAGCCCAGGUCCCAUCCCAGAUGAGUAGCCUGGUAGGGACUCCCAAAGGCAUUUACCAGCAUUGGAGGGGUAAACUGAGGAUACUCCUCCAACCCUUGGGGACUGCAGGAAAAUUGCUCUCAGGGGAGGUCGUCGAGAGGACACGACUGCUGCUUGAGACCUGGUUGGACCUUGGGAACUGGAGGCUCCUCACCCCCCAUCUCAUUCUCGGAAUGUGCCCUCUGUUGUCUUUCUUGCUCCCAGAAGCCAUCCCAAGAACGUAGCCUGGAGAUGGUGAUGUGGCGUUGAGACUGGAGAGUGUACAUGGCUGAACCCACUUAAGGCCUCUGUGUGAACUUUUUGGGGGGGAAGAUAGAAGUGUUUUUAUGUGUUUAUUUCUUUUAUUUUGUAAAGUUCUUAUUUAAAUUCCACUUAUUUAACAUUCAGUGUCACAUUAGUUUCAGGAUAGCGAUUCAGCAUUUCCGUACAACACCGCGUUCAUUGUGACAAGGGCCCUCCUUGAUCCCCAUCACCUGUUUCACUUUCCUCCACUCACCUCCCCUCUGAUGACCAUCAGUUUGUUCUCUGUAGUUAAGAGUCUGUUUCUUCGUUUGUCUCCCUCUGUUUUUUUUCCUUUGUUUUGUUUCUCAAAUUCCACAUAUGUGUGAAUUCAUAUGGUGUUUGUCUUUCUCUGACUGACUUACUGCAUUUAGCAUUAUACUCUCUGGCUCCAUCCAUGGCAUUGCAGAUUGCAAGAUUUCAUUCUUUUUUAUGGCUGAGUAAUAUUCCUGUGUGUGUGUGGGGGGGGGUGUGGGUGUGGGUGUGUAUACAUAUACAUGUAUAUACAUACAUGUACAUAUACCACAUUUUCUUUAUCUUACUCGGUCGAUGGACACUUGGGUUGUUUCCAUGUUUAGCUGUUGUAGAUAAUGUUGCUAUAAACGUCAUGUGCACGUAUCCGUUUGAAUUAGUGUUCUUGUAUUCUUUGGGUAAGUAGCUAGUAGUGCAGUUGCAAGAUCAUAGGAUAGUUCUACUUUUAACCUUCUAUUCUGGUGGGUGAGUGCAGGGAUCCGCAAAUCUUGUGGAUGGCUGAGACGAGCCUCGUGUGUAAGCUCCCUUUGCUUAUUAAACCUGCCAGCUACCAGGCUGGAGUGGCAGCCUUUCUCUUUGGUCUUUUCCUGCCCUCAGUCUGUAGGGGCUGAUCUCAGAUUGCACCCAGGAAGCUCCCAAGAAGUUGUGAACUGAUAAUUGUCUGUUUGAUCUUUGGCACUGAGCAAACUGGAGGAUAAUCUCUUCUGAGGAUUUACCACCAUAGGUUGGUUUUCAAGCAGCUUUGAAGCCUUAAUUCUCACCUCCUGGGUGGUCCUCAUUUAGAGAACAAUGAAGAUCUUUUCUGGAGAAUUUUUUGAUGUCAACCAAGUCCUUAAAGAAUUCUUACAGAUAAGGUUUUAAGAACCUGAGCUCACAUACUGAAAAUCACAAGAGGCAUGGGAAACAUCAUUAGUAAAUAACACAUUACAUAGACUUGCAGAAGAUUUCAGAUAUAUGAAUUAUUGGGUCACUAUAAAGUAAAUUUAAUGUGUUUUAAGAAAUAAAAGAGGGGAUUAAUAUAUGAGUAAAGAGUAAGACAUUGUAGAAAUGACCAGGCAGAUCUGAAAAAGGACCAAAUAAUAUUUUUGGAGAUAAACAGUAUAAUGAUUGCUAUUAUAAAUUUAUGGGACAGUUUAACACAGAUUAUACAUAGUUGAAGAGAUAAUUAAAUUGACAUAGACAGAUCUGAAGAAGUGAUUGAGAAUGAAGCACAGAGAUGGAAAAUAGGAGCAGAUGAGGGACGUGGAAGAGAGAUGCGAAUUUCACAUGUGACCAACCAGAGUCCGGGAAGGGAGGGGAGCAAGUGGAACAGAAACGACGUUUGAAGGAGUCCUCCAGACUCGUUACUUCAUUUGAGAAGUCUACCUACUUGGAAGCAAGAUAAAUGCAACCUCCCCUCAGAGCCGUCAUAAUGAAAACCACAGAGUAUUGGAGAAGGUCUGAGAGGCAGGCAGACAGCAAACGGUGUGCCUUCAGAGGAGUGGCACUUAGACUGCUGGUUGACCCUGGACAGCGACAGUGUCCCAUCUGAUGCCGAGAGACUAGCUGUCAGCCUGGAUUUGCAGGUCUCCCCCUCCCGCCAGUCUCUUUCAGAGCAGGGGUGAGAUGGAGACGUUUCAGACAAACAAGAACUGAGGCUUCAUCUCCACAGACCUUCCCAGGGUGUGCUUCAGGAGGAGGGUCCUCUCAGACGGAAAGUAUGCAGGAGAGAAUGAGGGCCAGAGAGAGUGGCAGAUGUGGGGAUAAAUCGAAGUAGGCGUGGACUGUAUGGAACAAAGCCAACAAAACCAAAGCGAUAGAAUUAGAAACACCAAGAGCGGAACAGUGGCACGUGUCCUGGGUGGGCGAUAGGCUGAGUUACAGCAUUAUGAGUCCAGUGCUGUCCAGGAGGAGAGCAGUAGUGAUGGCUCAUUUCAGACUUUGAUAACACGCAGCUUAAAUUUCUCGGGUAACGUGUAGAUAAUAGAAACAGAACAUACACCUGUAAAUAAUAUGAAUACUGGAUAAAAUGGAAGGUGAAAAGGAAUUCAGAAGAUGGCGAGAGAAAAAACAAAAAAAGAAAAGAUAUGCUGGCAGCAUUCAAUCCAAGUAUAUGCGCAAAUGGACUAAAUGACUCGUAAAAGGUAGUAAUGUUAGACUGGAUUGAAACUAUCAGAAUCAACAAAAUACAUGUUGUUUAUAUAGUUCCAUCUAAAACUCCAUAGUAUGUCAAUGGUUCAGAGUAAAAGGAAGACAAUACGAGGCAUAUUCUUAUCAAUUCAUCAGAAGGCUACAACAAUUGUGAAUUUCUCUAUGCACUUCCUAAUAUAGUCUCAAAACAAAAAACUGUAGCGUUCUGGGUUAUAAAGAAAGCAUGUCUCAACAAAUUUCAGAUGAUCAGAAUCAUGCAGAAUAUCUUCUCUGGCCACAGUACAAUGAAGCUGGAAAUUAGUGACAAAAACAUGAGUAAAAUUAAGUAACCUGUGAGUAGAAGGAAUCGUAGUAUCAGUCAGAUAUUUUGAACUGAAUAAUAGAAAUAUUACAUAUCAAAAAUGGUGAAAUGCACCCAAAUAAGCAUUUACUAGAAAUUGUAUUAGUUUAAGGAGGAAAGCAGAAGAUUAAUGAACUAAACAUGUAGCAUAAAGAUUUAAAAAAAAUUGAAACAACCCAAAUAAAGUCCAAGGAGGAAAUCUAGAAAAACGUAGAAAUUAAUGGGCUUUACCAGGCAGGUUCCACAGCACAUUUGAGCCAGUAGUGGGAAGAACCAGCAGACUGAGAGCUAGAUAAAUAGAGAGUAUCUGGUCUGGAGAAUAGAAACAAAAACGAGUGAAGAAAAUGAUCAAGCUCAGAGGCCUGUGGGACAUUAUCAGACACACCAAUAUGUGCACAGUCCUGAAGGAAAUUCAAGAGAGAGAGGAACAGAAAAAAAUUAUUUGAACAAAUAAUGUCAGAAAACUUCCUAACUUUGAUGAAAACAAGUCUACAACAUCCAAGAAGUAUAGUGCGCUCCAAGUAGGAUAAACACAGAUCUACAUCUAGACGAAUCCCAGUCAGACUGUUGAAACUUGAGACAAAGAAAACAUCUUGAAAUCAGCAAGGGAAAAACAUGUAUAAGAGAACCACAGCAAGAUUAACAGCUCUCUGCUUGUCAGAAACAGUGGUCAUGAAGCAGAGGGAUGAGGUUUUCAAAGUUCUGAGAGACUGUCUACUAACAAUUUUGUGUCCAGCUAAACUAGUCUUCAGAAGUGAAGGCAAAAUGCAUUCCUGGAUAAACCAGGUCCAAGGGAUUUUAUUGCUGGCAGACCUUCUUUACCAGAAAGAAAGUUCUUCAAGCUGGGAGAACAUGACAGCAGAACAUAACGCCAGUCCUUGCCACGUGCCGAGUGUGAUACCUGGGGAGGGCUGGUGUUUCGGAGCAACUCUGUUGAAACUGUUGCUUGAAAGACUCCUAGCAGAAGUGAAAGAUCUUAUCCCACUUCUGGGUUAUUUACCCAAAAGAAUGAAAAACAGGAUCUUGAAGAGGUAUUUGGAUAGCCGUGUUCACUGCAGCAAGAUAUGGAGGCAACCAGAAUGUCCACUGAUGGAUGAAUGGUUACAGGAAAUGUGGAGUAUACACGCAGUGGGAUGUUUUUCGGCCAGAGAGAAGAAGGACCUUCUGACACCUACAACAUGGUUGAAUCUUGAGGACGUGAUGCUCGGUGAAGCAAGCCAAUCCCCAAAGACAAAUUCUGCAUGAUUCCACUCAUAGGAGGCGUGUAAAGCAGUCACACUCACAAACCGGAAGUAGAACCGUGGUUGCCAGAGGCAGGGGAAGAAGGAUUAAUGGAGGCAGUGUCCGUUCUACAAGAUGAAAAGAGUCCUGGAGACGGAGGUGACGGCCGCAAAGGCUGUGAAUGGACUUAGCACCGCUGGACCGCACACUUGAGAAUGGUCAACAUGGUAAAUUUUAUGUAAGUUUUACCACAAUUAAAAAAACUGUUUGAAGUGUCCAUCGUACAAGUGUAGUAGAACAACGUGGGACGAUAGUUGUAGUGUAUCAUUGCCCAGGGAAAGUAGCUUCCCCAGAAUGUGUAAAUAUGACCUCGUUUGUAUUAUACAUAGAAACAUAAGAAAUCCCCACAACUUUGAAUAUCCCCCUCAUCUGUCCGUGUUUCCUCUUCCCACUUGUCUUGGAGGCUCAGCUCAGGUUGUACCUCUUAGGAGGCCUCUGCUGCUGCCCCGGUCCACGUGGAGCUCUCUCUGCUCUGGUUUCCCAUCUUACUUAGAGACAGUUUCACAUUUUCUUGUUCUUUUGUGUCACAAAUGCCAGUUAUCUCCAACUAGACCGUUGC